Messenger RNA from Suillus discolor, 1020 nucleotides. RefSeq lists its product as uncharacterized. The coding region runs from base 1 to 1020 and encodes 339 amino acids. NCBI's taxonomy places the organism in Eukaryota, Fungi, Basidiomycota, Agaricomycetes, Boletales, Suillaceae. The record is from RefSeq and is a predicted model, not a curated record. The transcript is spliced from 9 exons.
AUGGACGAUGAUAAUUCAUCUUCAAAUGAAUCUUGCAAGGGAGGUUCAUCAGCUCUUCAGCUAGGACCUCGCAAGAGAGCAUUGAAAUCUGAUCCCUUAGUUUCACACGGGAGGCAUUUUGGCCGGACAGUUUUCGCUCUCUGCAAUUACCCUUCCCUUUUAACUAAUGGUAUAUUACAAUUGGAACAACUGGAGGAUGCAUCUAUAGAAGAUUUUUCUGCUGAAGAGCGGCGAGAGCACCUAGUCUUUGAAAGACUCUUAGACUCAUACCCUGGACUUCUAGAGCGACUGCGAGAAGGCUCAGAGGAAGAAGUUCUUCACGUUGGAGAAUUAAUCGGUAAGGGGGCAUCUGCUGCUCGAGGUGAAGACACCAAGUCGUUGAAACCUGUGGUGAUCAAUUGGAUAGUACCUGCAGGAGAAGUGGUCCUGCCUCCUUUGCCAUGGAAUUCCAAGAUCAGUCAUGGCUUCAACCACCCUCUCACUGGCCGACUACUCUGUCCUGCUGAAUUGGAUUGGAAUGACACAGAGACAAAACAGCAGCUGCAAAGUGGUGAAAUUGCUGUCAGUGGAGACCAAUGGCCUCAUUUCUUGUACGCCAAUGAGACCUAUGAUCCAGACGAUCCUUGGAAUGGCCUCCUUAGAAGCCGCCUGCUUAUCAAUGCAUUCAGGCAUGUGUUUACAUCGCCGAGUUCGGUGGAAAAGGAGCCCAAGGCUACGCGUGCUGGCAAUGCCCGCAUUCAUGGUAUGACUGCCGUCACUAUUCCUUCUGUCGCAUAUAUCGCAACGCAGGUUCGAUUUGCAAUUUAUACAACUGAUUCGGAGACGUUUUAUCACUCUCUUCUUGACCUUUUGGAAGAUCCAGAUGAAAGAGGGGAAGUAACAGAUCUCUUUGUGUGGUGGAAUCGUCAGAUAUUUCCCACUUCAUCAGCAGCUAAACGAACUCUCAAAGCUAACAGUGCUCUCUCUAAGAUUCGCCAAAAGCAUGCAGCUCUCAAAGAUGCAAAUACCAGUGCUUUGUAA